UCAUCAUCAAGCGACGAUGCGUUUUCGCUAACCAAGCAACUAAUAGAAAAGCCGUUAGGAGAUGAUACAUUUUUUGAGGAAUUGAACUGCGAGGUUAUACAAACUUGUUUGUUUCACAUUCCUGUGAUAAUUUCUUCAUUUUUAACAAGCACCUCACGCCCUCAUGGUGGAACGACUAAUAGUAGACGCUACAUUUGUCGAGAUAGGGAAGGACGUCAUGAAUUAAUUAUUAAUUACUAUUUCAAAGGCGAUGACUCAAAAAUAAAACAAGUUCAAGACAAAAAGGUGCAUAAAAACUUGAAGAAAGAUCUUAUUGAUCACUUGUGGGAGCUACAUGGUAGCCAUCAAAUAGAU
Molecule: messenger RNA, 354 nt
Organism: Striga asiatica
Lineage: Eukaryota; Viridiplantae; Streptophyta; Magnoliopsida; Lamiales; Orobanchaceae
Source: the annotation of a GenBank genome assembly